Molecule: messenger RNA, 1270 nt
Organism: Bolinopsis microptera
Lineage: Eukaryota; Metazoa; Ctenophora; Tentaculata; Lobata; Bolinopsidae
Exons: 7
Coding region: 7-1173 (388 amino acids)
Biological process (GO): rRNA base methylation
Cellular component (GO): cytoplasm
Molecular function (GO): rRNA (uridine-N3-)-methyltransferase activity
Source: RefSeq, a predicted model, not a curated record
UAUAGAAUGUUAAUGGAUACUUGUGAAAAUGAAAUACUCGUUCUUGGUGAUGGUGAUUUCUCUUACAGUGCCAGUUUGGUUCCAUCCAUCAUGAACCAAUAUCAUUUGACGUCUACUGUAUUUUUGUCGAUGGAAGAACUCCUAUCAACUUACGGCAAUGAUGUGCUAAAAAAGAUACAAUCACUGACCGAACAAAAUGUCAAAGUUGUGUUUUCUGUGGAUGCAACUGAUCUACCUCCUACAAUAUACCAGAAACAGUAUGAUAGCAUUCAUUUCAAUUUUCCUCACUCUGGAGGAAAAGGAAAGAUCAGCGAAAAUCGGAAGCUCCUUGUAAAUAUCUUCAAAUCGCUGCAAGCUUUAGUAAAAGCCACAGGAAAUAUUGAGAUUGCAUUGUUACCUGGUCAGGGUGGAACUCCAGCAGAUGGAGAAUCUCUCCGAAGUAAGGGAAACAAUUGGAACAUACAAGAAGCAGCAGCACAGUCAGGAUUUAUUCUAUACUCUGUUGAAAAGUUUGGGACUGAACUGUACAAUUUGACUGGUUAUCGUGGUAGAUCAAAAUCAUUCUUUUGUGACAGUGGAUUUCGACACAUGUUUAAACAUCAGCCGUUUAGAACGAAUUCAUUGACAGAAACUCUCCAAUCUUUACAACCUGGGUCCUACAUUGAGCAAUACUUAAAAGAGUCAAAUUAUAUUGGACAAUCAUUUACAUAUCGGUGUAAUACCACUAUCGGGCAUUUUGAUGAGUUAUUUUCUAUCGUUUUGGAUGAAAAUGAAAGACCUUCAAAACGUGCCAAGCUUGAAGAAACUGAAACAAUCGAUCAUCACAUUCUUAAAGUUACUAACUUAGAAAGCAAGAAAAUGUUAUUUUACCCUAUCAAUAAAACCAAAGUUUUGUAUCCAUCCUGUAUAAGACAUGAUGUUAGUAUGUGGACUGACUCGGCUACCACUCCCAAUAUAAUACCUGUCUUAUUAGAGUGUAUCGGUCUGGCUCUUCACCAGGUAGGUAAAAGAGAGCCGGAGCCGUGGUUCAACCCAACAUUACAAAAGUAUUCUCACUGCUUCAGCAUCACCUACUCACACCCAUUCGAGGCUUUGUCGGAACAAUUUGUUAAACAACUUGCACAUGGGACUGUUAGAGAACAUUUAGCAAAGAGCGGAUUUGAUCUACACUGAAUAUAUCGAGAUAAUAUGUUGUUACAAGUUUCAAUACAUUACAGUUAUUUAGAUAUGGGGUAGUAUUUGUUAUUGGGUACUUCUUCAAUACAUACCA